ACCCGUUGUGCGUCACAUCCGGCUAAGGUUUCCACAACAAUGGCGGCGAGCGGUCUGAAGCUCAAUUUGUGGGAGAAUGGACCCAAACCGGGCGCCUUUUACUCGCUCCGAAGCGGCAGCGACGAGCAGAAUUCAGCUGGUGGUCCAGUUCGACACACCCUGACCCCGAUGGUGACAGGAACGUCGGUGCUGGCGGUCAAGUUUAAUGGCGGAGUGGUAAUGGCGGCUGACAUGUUGGGCUCGUACGGCUCCCUGGCAAGGUUCCGGAACAUCUCCAGACUCAUGAAGGUGAACAACAGCACCAUCCUGGGCGCUUCGGGCGACUACGCUGACUACCAGUACCUCAAGCAGGUCAUCGAGCAGAUGGUCAUCGACGAGGAGCUGCUGGGGGACGGCCACAGCUACAGCCCCAAGGCCAUGCACUCGUGGCUCACCAGGGUCAUGUACAACCGCCGCAGUAAGAUGAACCCCUUGUGGAACACUGUGGUCAUUGGUGGCUUCUACCACGGACAGAGUUUUCUGGGUUACGUGGACAAGCUGGGCGUGGCUUACGAGGCCCCCACGGUGGCCACCGGCUUUGGCGCCUACCUGGCUCAGCCCCUGAUGCGGGAGGCGCUGGAGAACAAAGUCCACGUGAGCAAACAGGAAGCCCGCGAGCUGGUGGACCGCUGCCUCAAGGUUCUCUACUACAGAGACGCUCGCUCCUAUAACAGAUACGAGGUUGCCAUAGUAACUGAAGAGGGCGUGGAGAUCGUGGGCCCGCUGUCUUCUGAAACCAACUGGGACAUUGCGCACACUAUCAGCGGCUUUGAAUGAAUACCGAAGGGAGCCAGACUUCCACUUUCUCUGCGCUCAAGCAAAUGUUUCUUCUCACUUUUGUAUCAUUUCAAUAAAUGUGUUCAGUCAAA
This is a messenger RNA of Syngnathus typhle (broad-nosed pipefish), 908 nucleotides long. RefSeq names its product proteasome 20S subunit beta 4 (gene psmb4). Bases 40 to 816 code for a protein of 258 amino acids. The record is from RefSeq and is a predicted model, not a curated record. Lineage: Eukaryota; Metazoa; Chordata; Actinopteri; Syngnathiformes; Syngnathidae. The transcript has 8 exons. Gene Ontology annotation, cellular component: proteasome core complex.